Molecule: messenger RNA, 1116 nt
Organism: Wickerhamiella sorbophila
Lineage: Eukaryota; Fungi; Ascomycota; Dipodascomycetes; Dipodascales; Trichomonascaceae
Exons: 1
Coding region: 1-1116 (371 amino acids)
Source: RefSeq, a predicted model, not a curated record
AUGCCUAUCAACUUUCUGGCAACGGUGGCCAAGGAGGGCACGCAAGUGAUUCCGAAAUAUGAGCAGCUCAAGAGAUAUGGUCCGUAUGUUGUUGGAGCGCUCGCAACCAAAUUCUAUUUCUCGGGCUCCUCAAACACAUGGGAGCGGAACAUGCAUGGCCGAGUGGUGAUUGUCACAGGAGGCACAUCCGGGCUGGGAGCGACGGUUGUACGCCGCCUGGCGAAAGAAGGUGCACAAGUUAUUUUGCUGGUACGAAAGCUUGACGACGGGUGGCUUUCUGAACACAUAUCCUCAUUGCGGGAAGAGACCAACAACCCUCUGAUUUACGCAGAAGAGGCUGAUCUCGCCGAUUUCCAGUCAGUUCGCAAGUUCGCUACCAAAUGGAUUGACAAUUUGCCGCCCCGCAGACUGGACAUGGUCGUUUGUUGCGCGGCAGUUGCCUUGCCUCCGUCUGUUGAAAGACAAGCAAGUAAAGACGGCCUUGAGCUCCAAAUGCAAACAAACUACCUCGCGCAUUUCCAUCUUUUGACACUCCUGUCUCCGGCUAUUCGAUCGCAACCGCCUGACCGUGAUGUCCGUAUUAUCUUGACCUCUUGUGUUGCUGGUGUGAUGGGAAAGAUCGAUAUGAACGAUCUUGGGUUCCAGCACCAACAAUACCCCAAGUACAAGCCAUACAAGGUACUUGGAACAUCAAAGCUCGCUCUUUCACUAUUUGCCUAUGAGCUGCAGCGUCAAUUCACAGAGUACCAGCGUCAGGAUGGCGCACCGUCUAAUGUGCAUGUUGCCGUUGUUGACCCUGGAAUGAUGCGAUCACCGUCUUUCCGCAGAUUCGUUACGUUUGGAUCUCUGUGGGGAUUGCUGCUGUACUUGAUCAUGUGGCCUAUCUGGUGGAUUUUUUGCAAAUCCAGCUUAGAAGGUGCCCAGUCUCUGUUUUUUGCCAUGAUGCUGCCUGAUGUUCAGUAUAUGACCGAUGUUGCAUAUAUUUCAGACUGUAGAGUCCGUCAAAAGCCUCCGCGCAAAGAGUUUGAAGAUAAAGAGUUUCAACAAGAGUUGUUCAAACAAACCGAAAAGCUCAUCACUGACACCGAGCGCUUUUCGGCUAAAAAACGUAAAUAA